Molecule: messenger RNA, 728 nt
Organism: Anopheles maculipalpis
Lineage: Eukaryota; Metazoa; Arthropoda; Insecta; Diptera; Culicidae
Gene: slmo
Product: protein slowmo
Exons: 4
Coding region: 41-685 (214 amino acids)
Biological process (GO): phospholipid transport
Cellular component (GO): mitochondrial intermembrane space
Molecular function (GO): phosphatidic acid transfer activity
Source: RefSeq, a predicted model, not a curated record
CCAGCAAUACCCCCGAACACACUAAGCAGAACGCAUCAACAUGAAAAUCUGGACCUCAGAACACGUCUUUAACCAUCCGUGGGAGACCGUAGCACAGGCCGCCUGGCGCAAAUACCCGAACCCCAUCAACACAGCAGUCAUCGGUACCGAUGUGGUGGAACGAAGGGUCGUCGACGGUGUCCUGCACACGCACCGGCUGGUCAGCUCCAAAUGGUAUUUCCCACAGUGGGCACAGAAGCUCAUUGGUUCACCAAAUGUAUGCUACGCCAGCGAAAAGUCGACCGUCGAUCCGAAGGAACGGUUGAUGACACUGAAAACGAUCAACCUCACCUUUGGCAGCUUCCUUUCAGUGUACGAAACGCUCAGCUACGUUCCACAUCCGACCGAUCCGUCGAAAACUUUGCUCAAACAGGAAGCCACGGUACAGGUCGAGGGUGUCCCGCUAAACCGAUACAUGGAGGAUGUGUUGACGAAAAACAUUAGCACAAACGCGGGCAAGGGCCGGCAGGGAUUGGAAUGGGUAAUAGGAAAGCUGAAUGCUGAGAUGAAAGAACUGGCCAACAGUGCGGCAACCAGCACGAACGAAAUUCUGACACAGACCAAAAAAUCGCUGGACGACAUCACGGAUCAGGCCCGCAAAAGCAUGGACGAGCUGAGUGCCACCGCACAGAAGAUACACAUAUAGUAACAAACGCUGCAAGGCGGCGUCGGCUACCUCAGUGGCCAGU